CUCACGCGCUCAUGAACUCAUUAAGAAAAAUCGAGUCGAAUCCCUAAAUCCCCUCCUGAGUCGGAGAAGAAGUAGAAGAAAUCGAUUUCGUUUCGAUGUCGUCCCUAAAGAAGAAGACGAAGAAACGGUCGCCGGAAUCGACCCCAAUUUCAUCACUUCCCGAUGAUUUGGUAUUGAGUUGCUUCGCACGCGUCUCUAGAUUGUACUACCCGAUUCUCUCCUUAGUCUCCAAGAGCUGUCGAACCCUCGUUGCUUCACCGGAGCUUUACAAGACUCGAUCUUUCUUCAACCGCACGGAGAGUUGUCUCUAUGUGUGCUUAGAAUUCCCUCCUGACCCUAACCCACGUUGGUUUACACUCUACCGAAAACCUAAUCAAACCCUAACCAACAUCACCGAGAAGACAAAGAACUCAAGUGGGUACGUUUUGGCCCCAAUCCCAAAUCACCAUUCCCCUAGUGCGAGUCUCGUUGCGGUUGGGUCUAAUAUCUAUGCCAUUGGUGGAUCCAUUGAGAAUGCACCGUCUUCUAGGGUCUCAAUUUUAGACUGCAGGUCUCAUACGUGGCACGAGGCGCCAAGCAUGCGGAUGAAGCGGAAUUACCCAGCUGCUAAUGUUGUUGAUGGGAAGAUUUAUGUAGCAGGAGGCUUGGAAGACUUUGAUUCCUCUAAAUGGAUGGAGGUUUUCGAUACGAAGACUCAAACUUGGGAGUUUGUGUUGUGCCCUUUAGCGGAGAGAUUCGUAUACAGGAGCUUAGUGAUUGAUGGAGAAAUCUACAUUUUUGGGGAUAAGGUUGUGACCUACAAGCCAAAAGAAGAUAGAUGGGGAGAUGAAGGAGAGCAUCAGAGUAUGGAUUUAGGUUUGUAUUUUCAUUCGUAUUGCGUUAUAGAUAACGUUCUCUAUUGUUAUCGACCUGGUGGAAUCAAAUGGUAUGAAUCAGAGAAAAGAUCGUGGAGGAAGUUGAGGGGUUUGAAAGGAUUGUCUAAGCUUGCUAGUAAUUGUGUUAGGUUGGCGGAUUAUGGUGGAAAGAUUGCGAUUUUUUGGGACAAGUAUUCCCCUUCUAGUGGUUAUAAGAGUCAUAUGAUUUCGUGUGCGGUGAUUUCCCUUGGAAGUUGCAAAAAUCAGGGUAUUCGAGGAAAGGUUGAAUGGUUUGAUGAUAUGCUUACAGCUAGUCUUAAACUCAGUAUAAUUUGGGGGGAAAGAAAACAUUAACAAAUGACUCAGUUUUGUUAUAAUAUUUUCACAA
Arabidopsis lyrata subsp. lyrata is the source of this 1242-nucleotide messenger RNA. Its product is annotated as F-box/kelch-repeat protein At5g49000. The transcript has a single exon. The coding region runs from base 96 to 1208 and encodes 370 amino acids. The record is from RefSeq and is a predicted model, not a curated record. Gene Ontology annotation, molecular function: protein binding. NCBI's taxonomy places the organism in Eukaryota, Viridiplantae, Streptophyta, Magnoliopsida, Brassicales, Brassicaceae.